Messenger RNA from Mucor mucedo, 742 nucleotides. RefSeq lists its product as uncharacterized. The record is from RefSeq and is a predicted model, not a curated record. Bases 1 to 591 code for a protein of 196 amino acids. The transcript is spliced from 6 exons. NCBI's taxonomy places the organism in Eukaryota, Fungi, Mucoromycota, Mucoromycetes, Mucorales, Mucoraceae.
AUGCUGACUUUGCCGUUUAUCUUGGUUUGCUAUGUCAAACAUUUGCUUCUCCAAACAGCAUCAACAGCAAGAGCAAGAGCAGCAACAUUACCUAAUUUAAACUACUCUCAGGAAUAUCUAAGGUAUUUCAGGCGAACAAGAGAAUGGCGUUACAUUCCACGUGGCAAAAAUUGUGGUCCUUUGCGUAAUCACUUAAAUGAAUCAUUUGCUUUCGUAAUAGAAAAAAACAAGCCAUGCAACAAACAUGACAAGACAGUCAUUAUAAAGACCAAUGAACAGAACCCCUAUUUCGAUUUGGUUCUUAUUAACGGCUUGGAAGGGGGACAUGAACUGAUUACACUGCUGGAAAAGAAUAUUGAUUUCGAUGUCUCUUCGGCAGCGUGGGGCGCCUAUAAUUCGAGGAGAGAUAGUUGCACAAUUUCUAUAGAUCAAGCUGAUGAAAGCGGUUCUGUUAAGAAAAGAGAACGCAAAACGUGUUUAACUGUUUUAUUAAGACUUGCAUUCAAAAUGGACAGUGCUUCUUUUAGUUUUCUCUUGCAUGAACCAGACUACCUCUAUGAAGCUGAUAACAGGUGCUAUGAUACUAGAUAGCCAAAUCUAAAGAUGGCUCAUGCCUUUUUUUCCCAUAAGAAAACCCACAACACUACUAUCCUAACACCUAUUGAUCCUCAAUCCUGAUAGCGUCCACAACCCCUAGGAAGAUGUUAGUAGGCUAAACUCUAAACGCUUUUAUCCUAGGACC